GGCCCCCUUCUGCUCCUGUGAACCUGAUCUCCAGUGUAAAUGGCACUUCGGUGACACUGGAGUGGGGCCCGCCCCUGGACAAGGGGGGACGCGCUGACAUCGUGUACAACGUGGUCUGCAGGCGCUGCGCGGGGGACGCUGGCCAGUGCGAGGCGUGCGGCAGCGGGAUCCGCUUCGUGCCCCAGCAGAUGAGCCUGGUGCAGGGAGCGCUGACGGUGACCAACCUCCUGGCCCACACCAACUACUCCUUUUGGGUGGAGGCCGUCAACGGCGUGUCCGACCUCAGCCUGGAGUCCAGGAGAGCUGCAGUUGCCAACAUCACGACGAACCAGGCAGCCCCGUCCCAGGUGGUGGUGGUCCGCCAGGAGAGCACGGGCCAGAACAGCGUCACCUUGCUGUGGCAAGAGCCAGACCAGCCCAACGGCAUCAUCCUGGAGUACGAGAUCAAGUACUACGAGAAGGACAAGGAAAUGCAGAGCUAUUCAACUCUGAAAUCCAAGGGCACCACUGCCACCAUCUCUGGGCUCAAGCCUGCAACCCGCUACAUUUUCCAGGUUCGGGCUCGGACUUCUGCUGGCUGCGGGAGGUUCAGUCAGACCGUAGAAGUGGAAACGGGGAAGCCAGUCUCUCUCCGGUACGACACGAUGACGAUUGUCUGGAUCUGCCUGACACUCAUCACUGGCCUCGUCGCGUUGCUGGUGGUCCUAAUCUGCAAGAAGAGGCACUGCGGGUACAGCAAAGCUUUCCAGGACUCCGACGAGGAGAAGAUGCAUUAUCAGAACGGGCAAGCAGGGCUGCCUGAAAGAGCUUAUCUCCUCCCUCCCCUUUGAAACCUGGCAGUGAAGUUCCCCGAGUCAAAGUUCUACGUGGACCCACACGCGUAUGAGGACCCCUGCCAAGCCGUGCACGAGUUCACCCGUGAAAUCGAGGCCUCCCGGAUCAAGAUCGAGAAGGUCAUCGGGUCCGGGGAGUCCGGAGAGGUGUGCUACGGCCGCCUGAAGCUGCCAGGGAAGAGGGAGAUUCCCGUGGCCAUCAAGGCACUGAAAGCAGGCUACACGGAGAAGCAGAGACGGGACUUCCUGAGCGAAGCCAGCAUCAUGGCACAGUUUGACCACCCCAACGUCAUCCACCUGGAGGGGGUGGUGACCAGGAGCAAAUUGGUAAUGAUUGUUACUGAAUACAUGGAGAACGGCUCGCUAGACACCUUCCUCAGGAAACAUGACGGGCAGUUCACCAUCAUCCAGCUGGUGGGCAUGUUGCGCGGCAUCGGAGCGGGCAUGAGGUACUUGUCUGACCUGGGCUACGUGCACCGGGACCUGGCUGCCCGCAACAUCCUGGUGAACAGCAACCUGGUCUGCAAAGUGUCUGAUUUUGGUCUCUCACGCAUCCUGGAGGAUGACCCUGAUGCUGCGUACACCACCACGGGGGGGAAAAUCCCUAUUCGCUGGACGGCUCCGGAGGCCAUCGCAUACCGCAAGUUCUCCUCGGCCAGUGAUGUGUGGAGCUACGGCAUCGUCAUGUGGGAGGUGCUGGCCUACGGCGAGCGCCCGUACUGGAACAUGACCAACCGGGACGUCAUUAACUCAGUGGAGGAAGGCUACCGCCUGCCUGCCCCCAUGGGCUGCCCCACAGCCCUGCACCAGCUCAUGCUGGAUUGCUGGCAGAAGGACCGCAGCGAGAGGCCGCGCUUCUCCCAGAUUGUCGGCAUCCUGGACAAGCUCAUCCGCAACCCUGACAACUUGAAGUGCACAGCCACCGUGAACCGGUUCACCCAAACACCCUUCGACAGGGGUCUCCUCGACCUGGCCAGCUGUCUGACGGUGGAGGACUGGCUGGACUCCAUCCGGCUGGGGCACUACCGGGACAACUUUGCCAUGGCAGGGUACUCCUCCCUGGGCAUGGUGAUGCGCAUGAACAUCGAGGACAUUCGGAGUUUGGGCAUCACCAUGAUGGGCCACCAGAAGAAGAUCUUGAGCAGCAUCCAGGCCAUGAGGUCCCAGCUGCUGAACAAAAAUGGCCCUAGGAGGCAUCUCUGA
Molecule: messenger RNA, 2036 nt
Organism: Fulmarus glacialis (Northern fulmar)
Lineage: Eukaryota; Metazoa; Chordata; Aves; Procellariiformes; Procellariidae
Gene: EPHA8
Product: EPH receptor A8
Exons: 13
Biological process (GO): protein phosphorylation; axon guidance
Cellular component (GO): neuron projection
Molecular function (GO): ATP binding; transmembrane-ephrin receptor activity; protein binding
Source: RefSeq, a predicted model, not a curated record